GGAAAAUUUAGUAAUUUUUUGAAACUUUUUAUAUGCUUUCCCUUCACGAACGUCUCUGAAUAAUUAAUUUUUGUACAUCUCAGACCAGCAGAUUUUAUAAAAGAUAUCACCAUAUCAUCUGGGCAGAAAGCUUAAAUAGCCAAGAAGGUCUCCUUUGUGACUUCGAAAGCAUUCUUAUUGAGAUUGAAUAAAAUUGUCAUGCUAAAAGAUUAGAAAAGUGUCAGAAUUCAGCUAAGGUAUCUAAAAAGUUAUAUCCUACCAUUUCCAUUGGGAAGGAUGACCAAGGCAAGAUAUGAACUCUCUUUCAUUCAUGAAAUCCAAGUCUUAGCAAGAUGUUAUCCCACGUUUCUCUUCAGUAUCAGUUUCAGUUUUCUCUAGUUAUGAGCUAGUCUAGUCAGUAUUCCUAAAAUAUGUUCAUACCUCUGUAUCAGAUCACUGAAAGAGAGAUCCUGGUAGUCUGUUAUAGCCCAUUGAGUUCGUGAGAAAGGUACCACCUUAAAAGGUAGAAGCAGCAGAGGCUUAGAAUAUGUAGGUCUAUUAGAUGGAUUUAGAGGGAAUGUUAAGAUAGUUCUGUGCCGAAACAAAGCAAGGGUUUCAA
Messenger RNA from Moneuplotes crassus, 598 nucleotides. Lineage: Eukaryota; Ciliophora; Spirotrichea; Euplotida; Euplotidae. The record is from the annotation of a GenBank genome assembly.